AUGGUAUUCAGGAAACGCCAUUCAGCUGAUGCUUCGACGCUGGGUGGUCCACCAGGUCCGGGUGGCCGUGGCCAGCUGCCCAUGCUCCAAUUGCCCGACAAGCUGCGGUACAAUCUGUUGUGCGUAAUGGGCGAGUUCGUGGGGACGUUCCUGUUCCUCUUCUUCUCGUUUGCCGGCACUCAAGUGUCGAUGACUCCGAUGCCACCACCUGGCUCGUAUCCUAAUACCUCGAACCUGAUGUAUUCGGCUCUUUCCUUUGGCUUCUCUCUGACCGUCAAUGUUUGGGCAUUCUUCCGUGUGACCGGUGGUCUCUUCAAUCCAGCGGUGACUUUAGCCCUCUGUCUGAGCGGUGGAUUGCCUCCACUCCGAGGGUUGUUCGUAUUUCCCGCUCAGCUGGUUGCCGGAAUUGCCUCGGCAGGUGUAGUCAGUGCCCUGUUUCCAGGUCCACUGAAUUGUUCAACCAGACUGGGAGGCGGGACGUCGAUUGUCCAAGGUCUUUUCAUCGAGAUGUUCCUGACUGCACAGUUGGUCAUCGUCGUGAUCAUGCUGGCAGUCGUGAAGCACAAGUCAACUUACCUUGCGCCAGUCGGAAUUGGGCUUGCUUUCUUUGUGGCAGAGCUGAUCGGCGAUUACUAUACCGGAGGGUCCCUCAAUCCUGCUCGCUCCCUGGGACCGGACGUGAUCAACAGGAAGUUCCCUGGCUAUCACUGGAUCUAUUGGGUUGGUCCACUGCUUGGUUCACUGCUGGCGUCGGCAUUCUACCAUCUCCUUAUCUUCGUCCGAUGGGAGAAGAUCAACCCUGGUCAGGAUUUCAAUGAAUGGGAAGCCAAUGAAAGAAAGGGGUCCGCUUCUUCUGAACACACAAUGACCAACGAUGGAGGCCUGCAUCAGCCGCCCAGGGAGAUGCCACCCGGAGACCAGGUCUGA
Molecule: messenger RNA, 927 nt
Organism: Penicillium salamii
Lineage: Eukaryota; Fungi; Ascomycota; Eurotiomycetes; Eurotiales; Aspergillaceae
Source: the annotation of a GenBank genome assembly